CUAGUACUGGGGAGUCCUCAGACCACAGAGGUUGCUGGGGUGGUGUAGGUGUGUCGGGUGGCAUGAUGGGAGCUCCGGGGCAGUGAGGCCAUGGGGGCUGUCUGUUCAGGACGUGUGCUCUGCCCACAGAGACCUAAGCAGCAGUGAGGAUGGAGGUGGUUCCGACUCAGGCAGUGACUUUGAGGACAUGCUCUGGAAGGGUGGCAAGCGGGAUGCUAGGACCCCUCUUAGCCACACCAUGGCAGCCAAGCGACCCCGGAAAGACGCCAGCAGAGAUGGGGAGAGCCUGGCUGAGAGAAACCCAGAGCCCAGCAACCUCUUUGAGGUAGUGAGGCUGGCGAAGAGUGCCAUGGAGUCCGUGGUGGACGACUGGCUGGAGAGCUACAAGAAGAACAAGGAAGCCGGGUUCCUGGAGCUCGUCAACUUCUUCAUCCGCUCCUGUGGCUGCAAAGGUGUGGUGACCCCGGAGAUGUUCAGGAAGCAGCAAAACUCGGAGAUUAUCCAGCAGCUGACGGAGCAGUUUGAUGAGGACUCUGCUGAGUACCCACUGGUCCUGACCACCCAGCCCUGGCGAAAGUUCCAGGCGGGAUUCUGUGAGCUGGUGACAGUGCUGGUGCGACGUUGUCAGUACAACAUCAUCUACGAUGAGUAUCUCAUGGACACCCUCAUCUCCCUGCUCACUGGCCUCUCUGACUCCCAGGUGCGCGCCUUCCGCCACACCAGCACCCUCGCAGCCAUGAAGCUGAUGACGGCGCUGGUGAGGGUGGCACUGAGCGUGAGCCUGCACAAAGACAACAACCAGCGGCAGUAUGAGGCUGAGAGGAGCAAGGGGCCGAGCCGCAGGGCCACGGACAAGCUAGAGGCGCUGCUGGAGAAGCGCAGGGAGCUCCAGGAACAGCAGGAGGAGAUCGAGAACAUGAUGAACGCCAUCUUCAAAGGGGUCUUUGUGCAUCGCUACCGGGACGUGGUGCCUGAGAUCCGGGCCAUCUGCAUAGAGGAGAUGGGGAACUGGAUGCAGAGCUACAGCGCCUCCUUCCUGACAGACAGCUACCUCAAAUACAUCGGCUGGACCCUGCAUGACAAGCAGCGGGAGGUGCGGCUCAAGUGCCUGAAGGCCCUGCAGGGCUUGUACCGCAGCCGGGAGCUGGCUGCCCGCAUGGAGCUCUUCACCAGCCGCUUCAAGGGUCGCAUGGUGUCCAUGGUCCUGGACAAAGAACCUGACGUGGGUGUGGAGGCCAUCAAGCUGCUGACCCUUAUCCUGCAGAACAUGGAGGAGAUGCUGACAGAUGAGGACUGCGAGGCCGUUUACCCCGUGGUGUAUGCUUCCAACCGGGCACUGGCUGCUGCCGCUGGGGAGUUUCUUUACAAGAAGCAGUUUGACCAGGAUUGGGAAGCCGGGAAGGAGAAGGGGCGCCGUGCGGGGAGCAGGGACUUCUUCAGGCUGCUGUUGGCUUUCUUCAUCGAGAGCGAGCUCCAUGAGCAUGCGGCGUACCUGGUGGACAGCUUGUGGGACUGUGCUGCCCCGCUGCUGAAGGACUGGGAUGGCCUGACGCACUUGCUGCUGGAGGAGUCCCCAGAGGAGGGCUGGGGCGACCAGCAGGAAAACGCCCUGAUCGAGAUCCUGGUGUCCAGCAUGCGCCAGGCCACGGAGGGGAAGCCGCCCGUCGGCAGGGGCCCUGGCAAGAAGGUGCUCUCAGCGCGGGAGCGGAAGGCCCAGGAGGACGACAGGGAGAAACUCACUCAGUACCUCAUCCCGCUGCUGCCCCAGCUGCUGGCCAAGUUUUCAGCUGAUGCGGAGAAGGUGGCGCUUCUGCUGGCUGCUCCGCGCUACUUCAGCCUCAGCCUCUACAGCAGUGGGCGACUGGAGAAGUACCUAGAGCAGCUGCUAGCCCAACUGCGAGAGGUGGUGGAGAAGCACACUGGCCAGGAGGUGCUCGAGGCUGCCGCCCGGGCGCUCUAUGUGCUCUGCAACCCGGAGUUCACCUUCUACAGCCGCGUGGACUUGGCACGCAGCCGCCUUGUGGACACGCUGGCUGACAAGUUCCAGCAGGAGGUGUCCGAACUCCUCCAGGUAGCUCCCAGGGCUGGCCCCUUCUCUGCUCACGACCUGACCGCAUGGCAGCUCUCUGAGCCCUGCAGCCUCCUCCUCCAGCGAGCUGUGGACACAGGCGAGGUCCCCAAGCAGGUGGUCAUCCCCACCAUGACCUGUCUCCACUUCGGCAUCCUCUGGGAGCUGGCUCGUGUCUCCGGCACCAUCCCUGCGCAGAAGGAGCUGCUGGCCCUGAAGCGCAAAGUCGCCUCCUUCUGCUCCCUCUGCCAGAGCUGCCUGACGGACGUGGACUCAAGCAUCCAAGAGCAGGCCUUUGUGCUGCUGAGUGACCUGCUGCUGGUGUUCAGCCCACAGCUGGCUCGAGGCGAGCGGAAGGCGCUGGAGCUGCUGGUGUACCGGCCCGAGGUCGCCCUGCAGUCCCAGCUGGCCGGAUUCCUCAUGGAUCACGUCUUCAACCACGCCGAGCUCGCGGGCAGUGAUGACGAGGACACCGAGGGGAAGAUCGAGAGGCUCCACCAACGGCGCAACCUGCUGGCCGGUUUCUGCAAACUCAUCAUCUACAAUGUGCUGGAGCUGAGCGCCGCCUCCGACGUCUUCAAGCACUACGCCAAGUUCUACAAGGACUACGGGGACAUCAUCAAGGAGACGCUGAGCCGGGCACGGCAGAUUGACCGGGACGAGUGGGCCCGCACCCUUCUCCUCAGCCUGCAGCAGCUGUUGACAGAGCUGCUGCUGCAGCAGGGCCUAGACGCAGUUUAUGGCAAGGCCUUCCGGGAGAUCCGGGACCUGGCACGGCGCUUCUCCCUGUUCUUCGGCCUGCACCAGCUGCACAACCGCCAGGCGCUGGUCGCCCUGCACAAGGCUGGGAUCAAGUUUGCCUUCCAGGAGCCAGCACCCUCUGGCUCAGAGCUGGGGCCUCUCAACCUGCCCUUCCUGGAGGUGCUGAGCGAAUUCUCCCCCCGCCUGCUGCGCCCGGACAAGAAACUGCUCCUGUCCUACCUGGAGCAGACCUGCCAGGCCAGGCUUUCCCCACCACAGAGGGGGAAGCUCUGGAAUUCACUCCUGAUGUAUCGCCGCUCGCUGAAAUCCCUGGAUGACAUGGGCUCCGAUGCCAGCCGGAUUGCAGCCCCCCGACCCCGCAGGAGACCUGGGUCCCCAGCCAAGAGGAGGCGUCUGGAUGACUCGUCUGAACGAGGGGAUUCCAGCCUCCAGCUGAGCAGCCGCCUGGAGACCCCGAUGCUCACGUCGACGGCACUGAAAAGGGGACGCCAGCCGGGCAGCCCGGCACAGCUGCAGGAGGAGGAGGGGUCCGAGUCAGACUUUGUGCAGAGCCAGCCCUGGUUCAGCUCCCAGCGCUCCCGAGAAUCGCCUGGCCGGCGGCAGCAGCUCCUGGCCCCCCGGAGCACCUCGAGACUUGGGCUGGGCAGCAGGAUGGACCGGCUCAGCCUGAUGGAGGAGGAGGAGGAGGAGAUGGUGAUCCAGGAGGAGAGCAGCGACGAGGAGGAUGCCCAGGGCCUGGACAUGGUGAGGGGGCCCAUGGCCCUGUCCCAGCAGAAAGGGCUAUUGGUGAUGUGUUGAGGGCCUGUGAGCCCCGGCCUGACUGGGACAGGCCCCUUACAUGCAGCCUGGCUGGGGAUGAGCCUAACAGGAGCUGCGUCCAGCGGGGUGUCCAGGGCCUCUCCUCACAGCCCCUUCCCCUGGGGCUCUCUCUACCUUGCAGCCAGGACGCUGGCUGGCUGGCUUCCUGGUGGCAGGAGGGGCCUGGGCUGGGGGGCACAGGGGGCACUAAGGCACUGGUGUUUGCCUCUCCAGCCGCUGAGCCGCUCCCACAGCUCCCAGGGUGAGCAGCUCCGGGACCUCUUCGACUCUACCAUCCUUGGCAUCGAGGUGAGCUCAGGGAAGUGUGAGAGCGGGAGGGGGCACCUGCCAUGCCGCACUGGGGAGCCAAGUCUCACUGGGAAUCUCUCCCCCGCAGGAUCCCUGAUGGGGCUGGAGCACGCUGGAGACCACCCCUCUCCGGGACCGGGGCCCUCGUUGGGCAUGGCCUUUCUCAGGGAAUUACACACCAGCCUGUUUUUCUGUUGCACUUUUAUUUAGUCCGGCUCCAGGACUGGGUUCCUAGUGUGGGUGAGCACCCUGGGGACUCUGGGUCGAUGAGUCUGGGCCGGGCUGCUGUUACACACGUUACGGGGUUGGUUCUACCCAUGAAUAAAGGUCUUUAUUGCCAGAGCCCUGUGUGCGUAAAGGUGACUAGCCUGGGAGAGGGGACGCCCUAGGACUCGCUGCACAAUGCUGCGGGGCAGGGGAUGCAGCGUGGGGAGAUGGAUGAGAGAGUCAUUGCUGAGGGUGACCAGAGACAGCGGAAGUGGGAGUCGCCGUGUGACACAUAACGCACCCAGCGGUGGGGCCGGGCCGGGCUCAGAGGGGGAUGACGUAGGAGUCGCCGUGUGACACGUAGCGCACCCAGCGGUGGGGCCGGGCUCGGAGGGGGAUGACGUAGGAGUCGCCGUGUGACACGUAGCGCACCCAGCGGUGGGG
Molecule: messenger RNA, 4588 nt
Organism: Chelonoidis abingdonii (Abingdon island giant tortoise)
Lineage: Eukaryota; Metazoa; Chordata; Testudines; Testudinidae
Source: RefSeq, a predicted model, not a curated record